AUGCAUGCCAAAGAUCUGGUUCGCAUCCCAACCACGCUCUUAUCUCGAUGUUUGGAACGUUUGCGGCAUGUGACCAUACCAUUCAUACACAAUGACAGCAACUCCGACUCAAAGUACAUUGUGGUGAAAGGCGCGAAUACUCUGGAGCAUAUCACACUGAUUGAGGAGCUGGAUCACUAUGCCGAUUGGACGAAUAUCACUGACGACAAUCUAUUAUUAUUCUAUCUGUAUGAUGAUUAUCUAAAUGGUGAUGACAGCGAUGAUAAGGAUGAUGAUGAGGACGAGGCGACCGAGACCUGGUUCAAAUCAUUGUGCAAACAUUACUUUGGCCCCAACAGAACAUCACUUCAAACAAUUGAGACUCAAUCAUACUCAAACAUCUACUAUCCAAAGACAACAUUAUUGAAUGUAGCCAUAAAUAAUCGAUUGACAAUCAACUUUCGAUCAUUCUUGGGACGUCCUUUGGAGGGCCACCUCACAUCAUUGCACAUUGGAUCACAAAUGGAGUUCAGCCACGUUGAGAAAAAAUUGGUGGAUAACUAUGGCAUCACAGAUCACCUCCAUUACGUCACUGGAUCCCUAUCCAACAUACAUAUCAGUGAGCCAAAAGAAAUGAAGAGAUUCAAUAAGGACCAGAUUGAUGCGAUCCAGCUAUUAUACCUACGUAUUGGUGCCAGUGCCACUGCCAGUGCCACUGCCGUUGAUUCAUUAUCACACAAAAGAUCAUACUCACUGUUCCUCGACAUCCAAGACCUAAGCAACGUGAUUACAUUGCUUCCACAAUGUUCAACACCGAUCACAUCAUUGUCGAUUCAUCUAAAUGAUUUGGAGAGAAUGAUAAGAUGCCAUAUCAAUGGAUCACUCGACACACACAUGGCCUCAUUAAUCAAUCAUCUCAAUCAACAAUCAAUCUUUGGCACACUAACAUCACUCUCACUCGUUAUCGAUGACACACACCACAGCAUCGCCAUACCAUUCCAUCAACAUCAUCUACUCUCCACACUCACAUCAUUGCCAUCACUUGAUCCACAACUCAUCAAACACGAUUGA
Messenger RNA from Acytostelium subglobosum LB1, 1050 nucleotides. RefSeq lists its product as hypothetical. The record is from RefSeq and is a predicted model, not a curated record. The transcript has a single exon. NCBI's taxonomy places the organism in Eukaryota, Evosea, Eumycetozoa, Acytosteliales, Acytosteliaceae. The coding region runs from base 1 to 1050 and encodes 349 amino acids.